UCUUAUUGACUAUCAGGGGAGUUUUCUUUCUUUCUUUUUUUGAAAGAAAUGGAUGGAAGCGGCUGUUUUGAGGAAAACAUCUCUUUUGAUCAUCUUUGAUCGUCCUGUGACAAGUUUCCUCCCGUUGAAGGAUAUUACUCCUUUAUUUGACUCAUAACUAUGGUUACCCAGAGCGGAGCUCAGUAAGAGGAUUGCUUUGCUCUGACGGCUGCAUAAAUCUAGCACCUGAACUCCGAGCUGCUUUUUGAAGGCGCUGCUCCUGCAACUCUGCGUCUCUGUGUAAUUUCUCCUCUUUGUGUUCGGCUUUCUUCAGGCCCCACAUGUCAGACUGGGGUGGCUUUCUUUCCCUGUUAACUCCAUUUUAAGUCAAGACAGACCUAGUAUGCUGCACAGAGGGAAUGCGGGUGGAUACAGCACACCAGUCACUGCCAAACCAACUGAAACUGAAGAUCUUACCCAUCUCAUCAUACUUUUGUUGAUGAGGCACGCUGAUUAGAUUUUUAGUCUGGUUUCCCUCGCGAUGGUGGAGCAUCUCCCGUGUGUUCGCAUCAACCCUGCCCCCCUCAGGCCCCAGCCAAUCAGCUGCAACAUGGAUGAGAGCGCCAUUCGGUUUGAGUUGGAGCGCCAGGCCUGUCAAAGCCUCAGAAAAGUUCUGCAGCUUAAGUUGCAACAGAGACGAACCAGAGACGAACUGGUCAGCCAGGGGAUCAUGCCACCACUUAAAAGUUCAGCUGCCCUCCACGAGCAGAGACGGAGCCUGGAACGAGCACGGACUGAACACUAUCUCAAGAGGAAGAUCAAGAGUCGUCCAGAGAGAUCUGAAUUGAUCAGGAUGCACAUCUUAGAUGACACGGCAGUAGAGCAAUCUCUCCAGACCAAGCAGCUGCAGUUGAAGAGAGCUCGCCUCGCUGAGGAUUUAAACGAUAAGAUCGCCCACCGGCCAGGGCCCAUGGAGCUGAUCCACAAAAACAUCAUACCUGUUCACUCCAGCAUUAAACAGGUCAUCAUAGAGACACAGUUUCCAAAGGCAUCAGGGGAGAACUCAUCAUGCGAUGAGCACAGUAAUGACAGUCUGUCUCCAGGGCAACCGGUAAACCAGGAUUGUCCUCUGGGCUCAGAACCCGUGUGCUCUCCAACAGGGAAACUGGCGCAGAGCAUCAUCCCAUCUCCAACUCAGGUUCCUUCAUCAACUCUUACUUUUACACCGAUCUCUGGAGCCGCCGGUUCUCUGAAGCUGUCCAACGGGACGGUAGCACCAUCCGUCCAGAGUAUGGGUGCAAACCCUCUCAUCAAACCAAAACCAAAUCCUGAUCGCCUUUCCCAGAGACACAAGAAAAGCAGGGACAACAAACCAAAGAUAAAGAAGUUAAAGUACCAUCAGUACAUUCCUCCUGACCAGAAGGGAGAUGCAGGGCCUCCUCCCCAUCUGGACUCAUCCUACACCAAGAUCCUCCAGCAGCAGCAGCUGUACCUGCAGCUCCAGAUCCUGGGCCAGCAGCAGCAGCAGCAGCAGCAGCAGCAGCAGCAGCAGCAGCAGCAGCAGCAGCAGCAGCAGCAGCAGCAGCAGCAGCAGCAGCAGCAGCAGCAGCAGCAGCAGCAGCAGCAGCAGCAGCAGCAGCAGCAGCAGCAGCAGAAGCAGCAGCAGCAGAGCUACAGGUACCCAACCAUCCUGCCUGCACCACCCAAAGAUCAGAAGACGUCCUCCUUUUCCUCCCCCAAUACCGCCUCCUCACCCAGCUCCCCUGUAGCUGCUCCUCCAACGGUCCUGUCUAACCAGUGCAGCCACCUCUGCCUGAGCUCUGCUCCUGUAGGUGGGACCAACGCAGUGCCGCUGCAUCCAAAUCUGGAUGGAAUGAAGGUCGCAGAGCUUAAGUGUGAGCUGAAGCUUCGCAGCUUGCCCGUCUCUGGCACCAAAAACGACCUCAUUGAGAGGCUGAGGACCUACCAGGAACUGAGCCAAGGCGCCAGCACUACCUCCCCUCCGACAGCAGGAGGUCUCACAGGGCCGGGGCCCGAGGCAGCAAGGAGAUCCCCCAAAGCUGCCUUAACCACCACCACUAACACGAGCACAACACGCCAACAGCAGUUUCAGACAUCUUCGCUUAACGCAGAUGCUGGCAGAUGUUUCAGUCCAACUGCAGCAACUCCUCAGCAGCUCAUGAUAGGUGGCAGCAACCUCAACCCUCUCACCCCUCAGUCCAACUCACCGUCUGCUUUGAGCCCGAAAGAUGCCAGCUUUCAUGGCAACCCGUCAGAAGAACUGAUGAGCUCUCCUCUCGCCGAGCUCAGCCUCCAGCCAUCUUCAGCAGCUCACCUCCCGGCUAACAUUAAAGAGGAGCGCACAUGCUUCACUGCGGCACCUUGUCAGUUAUCCUUAAAGUCUGCCUCUAUCCAGAAAGCCCGCAGGACUUCUUCGGCUGUGGCCACCGCCACACCUGCAGCUCCUCCUCUGACUGUGGACAAGGACAGAAUGCUGUGGGAGAAAGAUAAGCAGAUUGCAGAGCUUACCAGGAUGCUGAGGCAGAAGCAGCAGCUGGUUGAGGCCCUGAAGAUGCAGCUGGAGAACGGGAACAGAGAAGAUCCAGAGCAGCUGGUUCUUCUCAGAGUGAAAGAAGAACCUCCUGAUAAUUCUGGUGCUGCUUUGUCGAGUAUCCAUACAUCACUUCCCCCUCAGUUAUUGUCUUUUCCAUGUGGGGCAGAUGUUUCCAAGGUAACCGUCAAACAGGAAGCUGUUGAGGCCGACAUAACUGGAACUGAAGCAUCAGUGCAGAUUGCAGAUGCGGGCGGUCUCGGACCGCAGCCGUCUUCGGUUCAGACCCAGAAGGUGCCGGACAAAACGCAUUUGCAGCCCAAGCCGGACCAGAAAAGACGAAAAAGCGUUUCUCCCCAGCAGUCGGCUCUGCAGAGGGCUCAGCAGCAGGCCUUGCAGAAAGUCCUGCAGAAGCAGCAAAUGUUUCAGAGCCACAUUCAGGUAGCAGACGCUCAGCAGGAACUCUGUCAGGUGAAACAGAAGAAGACUCAAAAGCUGCAGCCCAAACAACAACAGCGUCAGCAGCCUGAACGUCCACUGCAAGUGAAGCAAACAAUUGUGCCAAAGCCACAGAAUCAGCAGCCCGAGCAGCGGCAGCUACAGUCCAACCAACGGCAACAAAUCCAAAUACACUUGAAGCAGAACCAGGCACCUCAAACAAACCUUAGCAAGCAGUCUGGUUCUGCUCCCUCCUUCACGCUGGAUCAUCUAAAGAGCGAGUCCAUCCCAACUCUAGUCAGCGACACCAACGGCAACCACUUUCUAAUUUCACUGACCAAUCAGGAUAAUGGGGGCCAAAGAACUGACACCUCAGAGGGAAAUGCGGCAAGUCACAUUACAUUACAGCGGGUCCAGUCUGUGCCAGCCAAACUCCCGGGUCAACGCUCUGUUCAGGUUUCCAGGGCAGACAGUGGGACCAAACAGCAGAUGAAUGUGGGAUUUUUGAAACAGCUAAAACCAAAGACACAGAAUGGAGCACUUCAGGUAUCUGUGGAGCCACCGCAGCAGGAACUACCUGGUUGUCUGUCGGCCCCACCCGGUCUGCAGCUGUUCUUCAAGGACCAGGGGUCAGCUUACUGGAUGAAAAACAUCUCACCUUAUUCUCAAACUAUUACCCAUGGUCUCGCUGCCUUGUUGAGUCCUCUGUCUCCAGUUUCUGAGAAGACAACAGCUUCACCGCCUGACAAAGAUAAAGAGAAUGAAGAGGAUUUCAUUGAUAACAUCUUGCAGGAUAAAGGAAUGUCCAACACCUUCACACCUGCUUCAGAACCCUCUCAGGACCAACUCCAACCAGACAACUCAGUUUCUUCUCUUCCUUCCUCUCCGCUCCAUCUGUUGCUGUCUCCCCCCAUCCCUCCUAGUUGCAACACCCCAGAACCUGUCCCCUCCCCGCAGUCUGAGCUGCGAGCUUGUGCUGACACCACAAAAGAGAAACCACCGCAUCUCAGUCACUCUUUAAAUGGACGCCUGGAGGACUUUUUGGAAAGCACCACUGGAAAGCCUCUUCUGGGGGUGGAGCCUGGUGGCCUGUUAACGUUGAUCGAUGACCUCCACAGUCAAUUGCUGUGCACUCCCAGCAUCCUGGACGACCCUAUGUUUCCCAUGGAUACCUUUGAAAUGGCAGGAGAGGGGCAGCAAAUGUUAGACAUUGCAGACUGGUUGGACCUCACCAUGGAGAGAGACAAGGAUGAAGAAACUCCCACACUGGGUCCACUUGGCUCCCAAACCCCUCUUAGUGUUUUCUCUACAGACUUCCUGGAUAGUUCUGACCUCCACAUACACUGGGACUCUUGCCUAUAGCAAGCAGCACUCAGAAAAGUGCAAUCCAGACGAAGAUGAGUGCAUUAACACAGCUACAGCAGUGAUCAGCGACCACUUCGUCCAUCCAUCCAUUAUCCAUACCUGCUUCUUCCUAUUCAGGGUCGUGAAUGUCUCUUGGAGCCUCUCUUCGGGAGCUUUCAAGUCAACUCAGUUUACUUUUAUACAUCAAGAAGAUGGUCUCCAGCAGUGAACUGCUAACUGAACAUCUUAGGUAACAGAAACUCAUUGAGGAGGAAGAAAAAAUUAAGGAACUAUCAUAAAAGGACUAAUACAUGCCACGUUGUACCAGCAGAUUGAAGGAGUCACUCCAUUGAGAAGUCAUAUCAGUGGAAAAAAAAGGCUGGUCUGAGGCAAAGCAUUAAAUUUGUGGUCUAAGACACCAGACGCCGCGUGUAGAAUGUGGCUCUGAGACGAUUCAGCAUGUAACAGCUGGGUGUAAAAUACAGGCAGGUAAAACCUACAUGGAACCCCAAAGGGGCUCAAUUACCCCUUUUCCACCAAACCGGUUCCAGGGCUGGUUCUGGGCCAGUGCUGAGAAACUGAGCUGAGAAAUGGUUCGCUUUUUCAUUGCUCGUGUGCUAAGGGGAGCCAC
This is a messenger RNA of Cololabis saira (Pacific saury), 4943 nucleotides long. RefSeq names its product myocardin-related transcription factor A-like. Lineage: Eukaryota; Metazoa; Chordata; Actinopteri; Beloniformes; Belonidae. Bases 521 to 4330 code for a protein of 1269 amino acids. The transcript is spliced from 19 exons. The record is from RefSeq and is a predicted model, not a curated record. Gene Ontology annotation, biological process: smooth muscle cell differentiation.